This is a messenger RNA of Thermochaetoides thermophila DSM 1495, 1206 nucleotides long. RefSeq lists its product as uncharacterized. The record is from RefSeq and is a predicted model, not a curated record. The coding region runs from base 1 to 1206 and encodes 401 amino acids. The transcript is spliced from 2 exons. Lineage: Eukaryota; Fungi; Ascomycota; Sordariomycetes; Sordariales; Chaetomiaceae.
AUGUUCGAAUUUGAGUGGACAGACUUCGACCGGGAGACCAUCGGCGAGCACCGCAGGAAGAAGGAGCUCGAGCGACGUCAGCAGGGCGCAUACAAACCUGAUCAAGAGGCACCGGCAACACGCAGUUCGUUGUUUUCUGACAUCAAGGCGCCCAGUCUCUUCAAAGGGUUUGGCUGGAAGAAGAGCUUUGUUCCUUCGAACAAGACGGAGAGUCUCAGAGUUUCCAGCACCAUCUCUACUGCGCCUAAGAACCAUUACAGUACCUGGAACCAUAAGAGCUCGACCCAGGCAGCUCCUCCUCUUCCUCCGCGACCAUCUGGGACCGUCUUACGUCGGCAAACGAAUAAGAAAGAGGACCUUUCUUCGCUCGUGAAAGAUUCCUUAGCGACAAAGACCGAGAUGACUGGCAAGAAGUCGUUAGAUCAGUCGUAUAGAGAAUCCAUGGUCUCGAAGGCAACCCAAACCAGCACUCCCACUACUAACUCUCAAAGAGUUGGGACGACCGCAAAUCCCUUUAAUGAUCCAGCAACGCAAGGCCAGGUAGCCAAAUCGGGUAUCACAGUUGACGAAAAUGUCAACUCAACUUUGGAUACUGUUAAAUAUGCGACUUGGACUCCCUCCCGGGUCAGUCAAUCAUCAAGGCUGGCGACUCCUCAGACACCUGUCACCUAUCGCCGUCAGCAUUUCUCUGUUCUCCCUGAGAUUGAGUGCUCUACCUCUUCUCUUAUCGACGACUGGUACCAGACUCUGCAGGGUGUUGUUGUCCCCGACCCCAUGUGGUCUGCUCCCGAUGCCGUCAUCCGCAGGGGCCAGGUCCUCGUUCCUCCCAAUGCCCAGCUCACCCAAGCCGGAGCCGACACGCCUACCCGUCCCCCCGCUCAGGUCAGGCGCGGCCCUCGUCUCAUCAGGCGCGCCCCCGUUCGCUUCUCGGCCUAUAAUCCCGAUCAGUGGAAGCCCCCGCCGGAGUGGCAGAUUAUCCAUUUCUCCAACAAGCCUCUUCCCAUCCCUGCUCGUGAAUCCAUCUACAGUCAGGAAGGAGAAGAUGAGAGGGAGGCUAUGGCUUUGCUACUAGCCGAACGCGAAGCUCGUCGUUCUCGUGCUAGGGCUUCCCGGGUCUCUGGGCUCACUUCCCUGGACAAGAAGGCUCUAAGCCAGAUCUGCGAGGUUUCUUCCAAGGGCAAGGCACCCGCCCAGAACGUGAUCUAA